AUGCCUCGUGGGAAUAAACGAGCGAGUGCCAUAAACUCAUCACCAAGAGGUCGGCCUCGCGGAAGAGGUGGCCGUAGUAGAGGUCGUGGGAGAGGAGCAUGGAGUGCUUCUCCAGUCUACGACAAUAAGUCGAUAGCAAGACCGAUCAGUGUCGAUAAUGAGGAGGAGGAGAAACGUAAGAGGCGACUCUUAAGGUUUAAAGAAGACCGUUGGCGAGCCUCGGCCGGGUCGAGUCCGCCCGACUCAAACCGACCGGCUUUCGCGAUGUCGUCAAAUAGAAGACCUGUCCCUAAGUAUCCGGCCGCGGACCGAUUUCUGAGAGACUUCUUCACAGCAAGUGUUUUCGAUACGAACGGAACAGACGUCGCAAAAAUUAGGACACUGCCGAGAUAUAUAAACAUACCAAAGUCUGGGCCGCGACAUCGAGCUCACGACUUUUUUAUCGAUCUUCCCUACCUACAACGACUAUCGGAUUAUGGCGACGCUGAAUUUAUCAUGAAGGCAGAAUUGCAAGCACAACAAGCGGAAUUAUCAGAAAUAAUGAAGUUUAAGGGACCACGAGUCGAAAUUUCUGCAGAAGGGUCACCAAUACCCGUUCAUGCAAGGCUUGCUCGGCCGUUGCCGAUUAGGACUGACUCGGAUAUUGAAAUGGCAGAUGCUGGGCCGCUUACAGAAUCUCCAACAACUGUAUCAGCAUCAGCCGUCUUUCCCGAAAUUUCUUUGAAGAAAGCGAAUGCGUAUAGUAUAGUCGAUGGAAUAAGAGAGGAUCUGUCUCCUAUGGACGUUGAUGAAGAUUACCUCGGGAGUCUUUUGAGAUCUUCGGCGCGAGCAAGAAGAACGUCUUUAAAUGCAAAUACAAAUACGAGAAGACCAUCGAGAAGGGUGAGCUUCACUGGCACUCAGGAACUUAUUGAUAGGGGAGGCAGAACCAAGGAAACAAUGGAUUCACCAUUGUCAGAAUAUCCAAGAAUUCUGCAAUUUGAGGCAGAGGUCAUUACAGAAGAACCAGAAGAUGUUGAUGACCACGAAGCAGUUCCGGGCACUCCGGGUGUUAACAGUAGCCGCAGUAUUUCUUUAGACGGAAGUUCAAAAGCUACAUCGCCGAAACUGCCAAAGCAGAAGCGAGAAAUAAUACCAGACAGCUUAAAUCCAAUGGUGUUCAAUAUGCGCACGCGGACAUAUGCGAGCUGGGCGACCAACUCUUGUGCUCUUUCGGAUUGUCCGUUUCAUGCUCACAAGCAGCCAAAAUGGGUUCAUGACAUGCUUGUCAAUCCUCCCACUUUUUACUUCUAA
Messenger RNA from Paraglomus occultum, 1293 nucleotides. NCBI's taxonomy places the organism in Eukaryota, Fungi, Glomeromycota, Glomeromycetes, Paraglomerales, Paraglomeraceae. The record is from the annotation of a GenBank genome assembly.